This is a messenger RNA of Oryctolagus cuniculus (rabbit), 3074 nucleotides long. RefSeq names its product CaM kinase like vesicle associated (gene CAMKV). The record is from RefSeq and is a predicted model, not a curated record. Lineage: Eukaryota; Metazoa; Chordata; Mammalia; Lagomorpha; Leporidae. Gene Ontology annotation, biological process: protein phosphorylation. Gene Ontology annotation, molecular function: ATP binding; protein kinase activity.
CUGAGAGGCCCCGCCCCCAGCCCGCCCCCGGCCCAGGGUGCGAAUCCGGUGCGGGCGAGCGACUGGCGAUGCUGGAGGUUCGUGAGCCAAAGCGGCUGCAGCUGGCGCCGCGUCUGCCCCGCGUGCCCGGAGCGGAUUCUGCCCGCCGCCCACGGACCCCUCGGCGCCCUGCUGAGCCCGCGAUCCUUUCCUCCCUGUGACCAACCGGCGCUGCAGCUUAUUGCCUGGCAAUGCCGUUUGGGUGUGUGACUCUGGGUGACAAGAAGAACUAUAACCAGCCAUCGGAGGUAACCGACAGAUAUGACUUGGGACAAGUCAUCAAGACCGAGGAAUUCUGUGAGAUCUUCCGGGCCAAGGACAAGACGACGGGCAAGCUGCACACAUGCAAGAAGUUCCAGAAGCGGGAUGGCCGCAAGGUGCGGAAGGCAGCCAAGAACGAGAUAGGCAUCCUGAAGAUGGUGAAGCAUCCCAACAUCUUGCAGCUGGUGGAUGUGUUUGUGACCCGCAAGGAAUACUUCAUCUUCCUGGAGCUGGCCACGGGGAGGGAGGUGUUUGACUGGAUCCUGGACCAGGGCUACUACUCGGAACGAGACACGAGCAACGUGGUGCGGCAGGUCCUGGAGGCUGUGGCCUACUUGCACUCACUCAAGAUUGUGCACAGGAACCUCAAGCUGGAGAACCUGGUUUACUACAACCGGCUGAAGAACUCCAAGAUUGUCAUCAGCGACUUCCACCUGGCUAAGCUAGAGAAUGGCCUCAUCAAGGAGCCUUGUGGGACCCCCGAGUAUCUGGCCCCGGAGGUGGUAGGUCGGCAGCGGUAUGGACGCCCUGUGGACUGCUGGGCCAUUGGAGUCAUCAUGUACAUCCUGCUUUCAGGCAACCCGCCCUUCUAUGAGGAGGUAGAGGAAGACGACUACGAGAAUCAUGAUAAGAAUCUCUUCCGCAAGAUCCUGGCUGGUGACUAUGAGUUUGACUCUCCAUACUGGGAUGAUAUUUCGCAGGCAGCCAAAGACCUUGUCACAAGGCUGAUGGAGGUAGAGCAAGACCAGCGGAUCACUGCGGAAGAGGCCAUCUCCCAUGAGUGGAUUUCUGGCAAUGCUGCCUCUGACAAGAACAUCAAGGAUGGUGUCUGUGCCCAGAUUGAAAAGAACUUUGCCAGGGCCAAGUGGAAGAAAGCUGUCCGAGUGACCACCCUCAUGAAACGGCUCCGGGCGCCAGAGCAGUCCGGUGCAGCUGCAGCACAGUCUGCCUCAGCCACAGACACGGCUACCCCUGGGGCUACAGGUGGGGCCGCAGCUGCGAGUGGAGCUGCCCCAGCCCCUGGGAGCAGUGCCACCCCAGCCACGGAGGGUGAUGCUGCAUGUGCCGCAAAGAGUGAUAAUGUGGCCUCCGCAGACCGUAGUGCCACCCCGGCUACAGACGGCAGUGUCACCCCAGCCACUGACGGCAGUGUCACUCCAGCCACCGAUGGGAGCAUCACCCCGGCCACCGAUGGCAGUGUCACCCCAGCCACUGACAGGAGCGCUACUCCAGCCACUGAUGGGAGAGCCACGCCAGCCACAGAAGAGGGCACUGUGCCCGCCACCCAAAGCAGUGCCACGCCAGCUACCAAGGCAGCUGCCACCCCUGAGCCGGCUAUGGCCCAGCCGGACAGCACAGCCCUAGAGGGCGCCACAGGCCAGGCUCCACCCUCUAGUAAAGGGGAAGAGGCUGCUGGCUCUGUCCAGGAGUCUCGGAGGGAGACCAGCUGAGUGGGCAGCCUGGUGGGGGGGUCAGGGGACGGGCAAGAGGGUGGGCAAGAGAUGAGGGGAUUCUCAUGUACAUAGAGUCACUGGCAUGAAGCCCUCACUUCCCCACGCCCCCUGCAUCCCAGUGGGGCGUACCUGGGGGUCACGGGAGAGUAGUCUCGUCUCCUGUGUAUACGUGUGUAUGUGAGUGGUGGGCAGGCCAGAGGCAGGGCCAGCCCCAGCCCUUGCAUGGAUUUCUCGUGGCUUUUUCUGUCUUUUGCUAGCUUUACCAGUUUCUGUUCCUUGUGGGACACUGUUCUAGGGAUACUCAGGGGGGUCCCCGCUCUCCUUCCCCUUUCUUUCUGGCCUCACCAUUCCCCCAGGCAGGCCCUGCAGGUCCCAUACUCUCCCAGGCCCUAAACUUGGUGGCCUUGCCCUGAGAGCUGGUCCUCCAGCGAGGCCCUGUCAGUGGCCUCAGGCUCCUGCGCAUGAGGAUGUGCGCCUUAGUGUGUGGGCUGCUCUAGGAGUGGACACAGGCUGGCAGAGAGGGUGCAGAAACCUAGGGCAGCAUGCUUUAAGUCAAGACCGGUCACAUGGCUGGGGGCACUGCUCAUUAGCUACGGGGUUCCUAAGAGUUGGAAGAAAACAGUAGGAGGGUAGAAGUUUCCAUCUUUGCCCGUGGGAAGUCCCUCCUAAGACCCUUGCGUUAUUUGCCCUUCUGAGCCCUAAAGUGGGUUGCCCUGGACCCUGAACUUCCUGAGCCUCUAAGAGAAAGGAGGAGCAAUGAGGGUGUGGCAACGAGACCUGGGAGAGAGAGUAUAGGCCCAGCCCUCAGUGUCCCAGCCUAGCUGGGUCCUUACCCUGGGCCACACAAGGAGAGCUGUUAUACCCUUGCUCGUCCUAGAUGCCAGCCCCCACGGGCUCAGCCGACAAGUCCCCUCUGUCCCAGGGGGCCUACUGCAUGGCAGUACCUUGGGGGGUUGCUAUUCACAGAGGCAGAUUAUUUUGUUUUGUUUUGUUUUCAGUUCAACAAAAUGGAGAGGAACCUUCUCUAUUUCUAUGGCUUCUAUCAGAGGCCCAGGUGCCUCUGAGCCAUGUUGAGUUGCUUUUGCUGGGAUGAGGAAGUAGAAUAAGACUCCCCAGUUCCCUGAGGGAGGUUCCCGACAGGUGCCCUUUGUCAGACCCCACCACAACCUGGACAGGCAGCCAUACUGGUCCUUGCCCUUGCUCGGCACUUGUGGUGGUCCUGCCCUUCUCCCUGCAUGCCCGUGGGUCUGCUCUGGUAUGUGAAGGUUGGUGGGCUGUGUGCCUGCUGAACCUGGCAAAUAAACGUCACCCUGCAAAGCC